Ichthyophthirius multifiliis is the source of this 1225-nucleotide messenger RNA. Its product is annotated as leishmanolysin family protein, putative. Gene Ontology annotation, biological process: cell adhesion; proteolysis. The record is from RefSeq and is a predicted model, not a curated record. Lineage: Eukaryota; Ciliophora; Oligohymenophorea; Hymenostomatida. Gene Ontology annotation, cellular component: membrane; cytoplasm. The transcript has 2 exons. Gene Ontology annotation, molecular function: metalloendopeptidase activity.
AUGUUUCAUUCAUUAGUUUUUUCCUAAAGUCUUAUCAAAUUGUUCGUUGGAUCUCCCUAAGAUUAUAACAUAGAUCCUUCUAAGGGCGAUUUAUUCAUUGGAUUUCCCCAUAUACUAGCUUGGAUUAAAAAUCACUAUUCCUGUAACACUUUAAUAGGCAUGCCUUUAGAAAAUAGUGGAAGUAAAGGCACUGUGGGCUCCCAUUGGGAAAAAACUGCAAUUUAAAACGAUAUAAUGACUGGUGUAGCCUAAAUAGGUGAUACAGUAUGGAGUGGUCUAAAUAAUGCACUUUUAUAAGAUUCUGGUUGGUAUGAGAUUAAUAAUACCUCCUUAUUCGAUAAUACUGAGUGGGGUAAGAACAAAGGAUGCAGUUUUAUAUAAGAAUAUUGCCGAAGUGUAAAUAAUUUUCCUGAAUUUUGUACUUAAGAAGAAUAAGAAGGUAUUGAUUUUACAUAUAGUGGACUAGGUUAGUGUACAAACCGUGAUAACUUAAUGAAUAAUUGCAAAUAUAUAUUACUUUAUUCAAAUACAGAAUGUAUGAAUAGUUAAAAUACUAAAUAUUACGAGUCUUUUGUUUAAUAAGCAAAUUGUGUUUUAGGUCCUUAAAGCAAGGCUUUUUAAAGUAGUAUAGUUCCUUUUACUGCCUAGUCUAUAAUUAGUUAAGUUUUAUGCUAUUAAUAUAGUUGUAAUAAUAAUAAUUCCUAAAUAAAUAUAUAAUUCGGGAAUUAAACACUCUAGUGUUCAUAAAAUAAUUAAAUUGUUAAUGCACCUAAAGGCUUUAAAGGAGUAUUGCAAUGCCCUUAAAACAUUCUAUAGUUUUGCUAAAAUAAAAGAUGGUGUAAAAACUUCUGUUAUUCUAACGGAUAUUGCAUAAAUGGAGUAUGCAAAUGCAUUUAAGGGGCUUAAGGGGAGUUUUGUUAAUGUGAUAGAGGUACUUUUUACUCAGAAGAGAAAGGUUGUUCGAAAUGUAAUACAUAAAAUUGCUAGUAUUGCGAUUCUAGAGAUGAGUGUUUGUAAUGUCAUGAUGGUUAUGGAUUAAAUAACAAAUAAUGUGUAAAAUGUAAUGAUAGUAAAUGUCUUGUUUGUAAAGAAUAUGAUAAUUGUACGAAGUGUAUGGAAGAUACUAGUUUAAAAAAUGGAGUUUGUUUUGGAAAAAUGUUAUAAAUAAUGAGUUUUGUUAGUUUUAUAUUGUUUAUUUAAGUCUUUAUAUGAUUUUUUGGAAUUA